GAAUGGCUGACCGGGACAUAUUUCCGGUUGUUAGAGAUAGUCGAAGAACAUUUCGUUUGCGGCCAAACAGAAACGUGGAAUUAACUAUUCAAAAUGAGCUGGAAGAGAUUGAGAAGAAGUCUUUGCGUGGUAUACUGUCCAACAGAGAGCAAAAGAAGAAAGAGUUGAUGUCUGAAGAAUACAAAAUUACCAGGACAUUAGUCCCACAUUUCAAACAGGAACGAGUGAAAAUGAAGAGAAAAACAGAGCCAAUGUUUCCGGGUGAUGUGCAGAAUGUGAAGUCUGAGGUUAAAAAAAUCGAAUUAAUCGACUCAUGUGAUCUUCUUGCUCCAUGUCCUACCCCAAGCCCUCAUGGAGUCAAUGUGCUCUCCGUGGCCCCUCCUGUUGGCCCCAAUCUGAAGAGUACAAAGACCACCCAACCCCCUGAUAUACCUUACACCAGGAAAUAUCCCUUCUGUAAACCGGAAACUAUUAAAACAACAGAUAUGAACAAACCCCACAGGACCUCAAUGGGUGUACUGCCUCUUAAUAGAGAUGGCGGCGAGAUUCCUGAGCUCAAAGUGGUUAUGGAAGGUAAACCAGUUUGUGCAACAACAGAUGCUCUGGAUGAUAUUUCUAUGGCUAACCGCUGUGACUCCCAGACUCUGUCCUCAUACACCCCUGAACCUACCCCAACCCCCAUGGUACAAGUCCCACCACUCCAGCUGAAUCAGGUUGUAGUGCCCGAUGAUCCUAUCCAAUCAAAACCAGCAAUCCUGGGUCAAACGGGUACAACCCUUCCCAUCACCUUUAGUCAGAGACAGAAACCUCAAGCCAAGCCCAUGACCAGGCUUAAGGCUAACAAGAAGCUGCUAGAAAGUAUUGGCGAGAGGACACGAAGUGCUAAAAGCCUGCAGUCCUCACUGAUGAGUGGUGACAUCACACUGCCAGAUCAGACCAGUUUCAGCCAGUAUGACCAAGCCAUUGAGGAAAUGGAUGAUGACUUGGAGAACGUGACGACAGCUGUCAGUGAAGAGUUUAUCCAAUCACGACCAGUCUCAGGAGGUCCAGCCAGACCAUCCACUGAGACAUCCAGACCAAACACCUCAGGAUCGUUUAUGUCAGCCAAAGCUUUACUAGAGGAAGCAAAGCGCUUGACAUCUCCUAAAACCCAGAAAACAGAAGACAACCAGAAAAUAGCUGAUAGUGACAAAACAGCACUUCCUGGUAGAAGUCUUAAAAAGGGAACCAGAUCUGAGAGGUUUCACCGUAGUAAAGAGGCCAUCAAGGGCGACAAGAGUAAGACAAAGUCUCUAACAUCAUACAAUGAUGAUGAAACGGAAACUCUAUCAUCUCGUCCCAGGUCUGAAUGGACUGUUGAUGAAAUUAUCACUUCUCUGAGGAUUCAGUCUCGCACUGGCGAGAUGACUGAUGCUGACCGCAGAAUACAGGAAAUUAUGGACCAGGUUUUGUCAAGGACUAGUACCUAUCUGGAUGCAAGUGAUUCAAGGUCUAUAUCAGAUGUUCAAGAUGGACCAGUAGCCAUAGAAACAGAAGGCGACAAAGAUGAAGAGGAAGAUAGGGACACUGUUGAUGUUGAGACAGCUGACACUGAUGAAUCAACCACAGUGCUAUGCACAGAAAUAGACUUAGACCCAGCAGCUCUGCCAGAAGUGCCCCCACCAGUUGUGGACAAUGCGACGGAGAACGGCUCUGCAAGAGAACCUCUGCCUAGAGACCUUAGUGACAUUCAACAGGCGUGGGCAGAUCUGUUAGCCCCACCCAAUGCUACCUAUGAAGAUAUUGUGAAAUUGUCAGGUACAGCAGCUGAGAUAGCCCCGCGGCAGGCACCUCAUCCUGAUACAGGGGAGAGAAUUCCUGUCUAUUCGGCUGCCGUGUCAUUCCUAUCCAGCUGGGCACCAACUGAGAAGAAAUUUUCUAAAUUAGACCCACCAGAGAAGGUCUUCCCUGAGAAGACUAUCCACCAUUUCUGUACAGCGACCACAGAGUACCAGCUACCCAAAGAGCUUCAGGGAAUAGGGCGAAAGUAUCACACGCCUGGCAAAUAUGAGAAAUUCCCCUCACAACCCUACAGGUUCAGUGAGCAGCCCUUGAGCUCAGUGCUGUCCGGUGUUAAGUCCAGUGAUGAGAUCCCCAGCACCACUGGCAUCAUCCUUACGGAGGAUGAGGAGGAGAGGAGACAGGAGGCUGCUGCUGAGAGGAUACUGGCAGAGGCAUACACCCUCAUGGAGGAUGGAGAGGAGAGUCUUGAGGCCUGGCAGCAACGCGCAGACCAGAUGUUUACGCCUUGUGACAUCAGCGUGGAGGGGAGAAAGAUGGCCAUAAAGACAGAUGAUUCACGGCUUUUCUGGACUCCAGCCCCACCCCGCUUGGAUGUGCCACCAGCCAAGGUGAGACAGAAGUUGUUCCCCCUGUAUGAGGGACAUCCCAUUGACGAGGAGUCAGAAGUGAGUCAGGAGGAAGUGGAGUCAUCUGAUGACAGCGAAGAUGAGGAGCUAGAGAAUGUGUACUAUGUCAACCCUGAGGACAUGGCUAACAGGGACAGGUGCAGGACACUAGCCCGUCAGUACACCUCACAUGAAGACUUGACAGAGUAUGUGAGGGCGGUCAGAGCCAGAGAUCAGGGUGGGGAGGAUAAGCCAGUGGAUCAACAGGAAGGGGCAACAGAGACUGAGGAGGAGCCCAGGCAGACGCCAUUAUCUGAGGAUGCUAGGAGCACAUCCACAGAUGAGAGAGCCCGCACAGUGACUGAUAUGAACAGGUUUUAUGCUGAAACAGCCCCCUCAAGUCUAACUGACAGACCCGUCCAGCCAGGUGCUGAUGGCAUAUUACCUGUGUUCCCACCCAUCAGGAGAAGCAAAUCUGUGACAAGACUGUUUGAUCCAUCAGAAGAUGCCCUAAUUAUACCUAAUGACUUUACUGAAGCCCUGGAAGAGAUGAAGAAAAUGAAGGAGAAGAUACAGGACCUAAAGACAAAAAAGAAGCCAAAGACAACAUUUGCGGAGGAGCCAGAAACAUUUGAAGGUGGUUAUGGGGAAAGCUAUUCUACAGAGGUGAUGGAUGAAGAAGACCAAACUCAAUUACCACGGGUAGAUAUUCUGUCCCUGGAGAAAAGGUAUCAAAAAGAGGCCAAACUCACCCCGGCAGAGUUAGCCCUGCAGGCUGGCAGAGCUUAUGUGGUGCUCCCCAAAAAGAAAAAGAAGAAGGUGGAGCCAGUGGAUAUGAACAGGGUGGAGGCUGUCCAGAACUUUCUGUCCCAACCUCCUAACAGACUGAAACGCUCAAUCUCACGGCCUAAGCUGACCAGAAUAAUAGAGCGGGAACUCAGAGUACCUUACCACGUUCGAAGUGAAAGAAGAGCUAGCUUACCUACAGCAUUAGAUUUUGAACGUUUUGCCUUUCAGAAGGGAAAAGGGCCGGAUGCAGACACCCGUGAGUGGGUGAGGGAUGUGUGGAACAUGUGGUUUGACCAGGUCUUCCCGCCCUCCCCUGACCACUCAGACGAGGAGGACGAGGAGGGGUCACAGAACAUUGAUGUACUGGCCAAUAGCACAUCUCAACCCCCAGCAGAGGAUAAAGCUAAGAACAAGGAAACGGCUCCAAGCAUCUCAUUGGAAGAGCUGGAAUCUGUGGACUGUUUGGAUGACUCAGAGGAAAACCAAGAAGUCAGAGAGAUAUUACUGGAAGAGGUGGCGAGACUGACAGAGGUGAUUGAGUCCAUGGAUAAACCCAGAGCCUUUGAUAUAGGGCGUCGAGGAGCUAUUUACAGGAAACUUGGCAAGCUUAAGAAAGCCAGUGAUGAUAUUAACAGGGCAAUCCAAAUGGAGCCAUUGUUACUGGAUGCUUACUGGCACCGUCAUCUUGUGUCUCUGGUGCUGGGGAAAAAGCAGGCUGCACUUGAUGACCUUACUUUCAUAUUGAAACACAACAAGAAUCAUGCAGGGGCAUACAGAUCCAUGGCUGAAGUGUUCCGAGAUCAGGGGGAGAUAACUAUGUCCAUUGUGAACUAUACCCAGGCUAUAAAACUGAACCCAGAGGACCAUGAGGCCUACAUCAGGCGUGCUGAGAUGUAUGAAAAGAGAGGAGAGAUGAGACUGGCACUAGAGGAUUAUGCUAAAGCCACAAAGUUGCAGCCCACUAAGACAGAUGCUAUCUUCAAACAUGGGAUGUACCAUUUCAACAAUGAGAACUGGAACAGUGCCAUCAAUGAUUUCACGGAUAUGCUGAAGGUUGAACCCACAAACUCUCAAGCCCGUAUGCUGCGGGGGCAGGCGUUUGCUAAGCAGGGUCAGUGGAACUCUGCCGUGGCCGAUCUGUCAGGGGCUAUUCACAUGGAUCCCAAUAACUGGCAGGCUUACUAUCACAGAGGCUGUAUACUGAGGAGAGCUCAUCCUCAGAGAGCUCUCCAGGACUUCAGCAUGUCUCUGUUGAUCGAGGACUCUGUGGAGAAUAUCAUGACAUAUUUACACCGUGGGAUUCUUUAUAACGCCAUGGACAAACCGGAAGAUGCCAUUCCUGACUUUGAGGCUUUACUGAAGCUGGAUAAUGACAUCUCUGUUGCUCACAUCAACCUUGGGCUGAUUUACAUGAAGAAAUUUGAGGAUUACUCCAGAGCAAUAAAGAAGUUCACAGCUGCCAUUAAGGUUGACCCCACAUGUGUGAGAGCCAUUGUCUGCAGAGCUGAAUGUUACCAUAAAAUACGGGAUCUGAAGAAUGCCCUGAAGGACUUCACCAGAGCCAUUCAUCUUCAUCCUGAUGUUCACCACUAUUAUAUGCACAGGGGACAGAUUGUUCUUCAGCAAGGUAACCUAGAGCUGGCUGCCUUCUGUGUAAGGCAUGCAUCUGAGCUGAGUGGAGAUGAGAGAAUGGUGGAAAAUGCCACACAACAGGCUGUUGUUCAAAGCUUCCUGAGAAACUAUGACAAAGCCGUGGAUGUUCUUAUGGCAGAGACUCGUAUUAGACCAGUAGCUCCAGUCUUCAUGCUGCUGGGAAAAACACAGAUGAAGGCAAAAACCUUUAAAGAUGCCACUGAGAGCUUUGAAAGAGCUUUGGCUUUGUAUAAGCCUUGGUCCAAGUAUGACUCGUGGCCAAUAGCGGCAGCUGAAACUUAUUACCUGAUUGGCAUGUGUCACACAGAACUGAGGAUGUACAACUCAGCCCUGGAGGCCUUUAAUAAUGCCAUCAGGAUUGACAAUCAUUAUGCAGAGGCAUUCUAUCGAAGAGGGUUGACUCGCAUCCGACUGAAACAAGCUAAAGGAAUACAGGACUUCAACAGAGCUUUGGCCCUGAAUCCCAAACUAUUCCAGGUGUUUUUAAGCAGAGCAUGCUAUUAUGGAAUGAAGGGUAAACAUGCAAAAGCCAUUUUGAAUUGCAACGAAGCUCUGAAGUUACAGCCACGAAGUGUGAGGGCUUACCUGUACAGGGGCGCUCUUAAGUACCACAUCAAAGCCUACGAACUGGCCAUAAGAGACUUGACGUUCGCAUUGGCAAUAGACAGUACAUGUUCCCUGGCCUAUUUCAACAGAGCUGUGUGUUACCAGGAAAACAAGCAGUAUGAAAAGGCUUUGACAGACUAUGGUAUAGUCUUGCUCUUAGGCGAUGAUUUGUCAAUCAAGGUACUGAUAAACAGAGGCCUGCUGUACUUUGAAAGAGGGGACUACACCAAUGCUCUGUAUGACUUCAAGACGGCAGGCAAACUUCACCCAUGGAACUGCAACAUCCAUCACUCACUGGGCUUGUGCUAUCAUAAGUUGAAUCAGCUGCAGCUGUCAGUCGUGGCUUUCACUAAGAGUCUGACAGAGAACCCAUUCUUCCUGAAUGCCCUGGUUGCCCGUGGCAAUGUAUACAUGGACUAUGGUCACAAGGCAGGAUUGAAUCAAGCCAGAUCAGACUACCAGAGAGCCUUGGUGUUGAACCCAAACUUCUUACCUGCCCGAGUUAACCUGGCCUACUCACUACAGGUGCAUGGCUCCUUCAUGCAGGCCUGGAGGCAGUUUACUGCUGCCAUUGCCAUCAAUCCAAAGUACCAACCUGCGCUUGAAGGGAGAGCCAUAGUCAAUCUACAGAUGAGUGACAAGUUUGCAGCAUUCCAGGAUAUCAGCGCUGCCAUCAACGUCUCCCCGUCAGCAGAACUGUACACCAACAGGGGAGUUAUAAACCAGUUCAUGAAGGAUGGAGUCAAUGCUAUGAAGGACUAUCACCUGGCUCUGAAGAAAGACCCAACCUAUGCUCUGGCUUACUUCAAUGCUGCCAAUAUCUACUUCCAUACCCGUCAUUUCAAGCAGGCUUUGGACUAUUACUCUAAGGCUGUUCAGUACAAUCCCAGGGAUGAAUCAGCCUAUCUGAACAGAGCGAUUACCAGGGUGAUGCAGAGAGAUGCCACAGGGGCUUUGGAAGACUUCAAGGUGGCCAUCAGGCUGAGCCCGUACUCAGCUCACAUCUACUUCAACAGGGGAAACCUGUACGCUUCCACGCAGAAGUACGACAAAGCAGAGGCAGACUACAACAAAGCUUUGUCUCUGAAGCCGGAUGACCCACUAGUUCUCAAACGCAGAGCUGAUGUCAGAGGGAAACUGGGAAAGAAGAAAGAGGCAUUUGCGGAUUAUAGAUGGGCAGUAGCCAUACAAAGUCAGCUUUCUGGGGAUUGAGGACACUGUUGAGAUUUUUAAUAGCCAUGCUGAGUGGAUUGACAGCAUUGUACAUGUACCCGAGCUGGCGCCAUUCUUGAUUUAGACAGGGCAAAUCACGUUCCAUAUUAAAAAUCAACCACCACUUGAAACAUUGGUUUCAGUGAUUUACACUUCAGAUGUACCUAACAACCUCUUCAGAAUCAGUUGAGAGACCAUCAGAUGUACACUUUGGCAUCAGUGAUUUGGCCAGUACAUGUACACAGCUAAUUCAGAAUCAGUGAUGUGCCCAGUACAUGUACACGACCUCUUCAGAGUCAGUGAAGUGGCCAUUACAUGUACACAACCACUUUGGCAUCAGUGAUUUGGCCAGUACAUGUACACAAUUAAUUCAGAAUCAGUGAUGUGCCCAGUACAUGUACACGACCUCUUUAGAGUCAGUGAAGUGGCCAGUACAUGUACACAACCACUUUGGCAUCAGUGAUUUGGCCAGUACAUGUACACAGCUAAUUCAGAAUCAGUGAUGUGGCCAUUACAUGUACACGGCCUAUUCAGAAUCAGUGAUGUGGCCAUUACAUGUACACGACCGCUUCAGAAUAAGUGAUGUGCAUAGUAUAUGUACAUUUAUUUUCAGGAAAUACACAUUACCUGUAUUUCUUGUUUAGUAUUUAGUUAAGCAUUGCUGUGAUAGAUAAUUUUAUUUAUUUUCAAGUAUUCAGUAUUCACCUAUACAAUACAUAUUGCUUCUUAAUAUUCAUUGAAUAACAUGUGGAAAUAAUUUUUUUCACAUGUAUUUUUCAAGUACCCAUAUAUAUCAGUAUGGAAAAACAUUGUGAUGCCGUUGAACAUCCGUCCAUAUGGCUGUGAAAUAAAUGAUAUGAAGCAACUGUUCUGCCAAAAUGUCACAGCAGUAUUUUUUUUUUUUAAAUUUUGUUGAAAUAAUGAUGGUGAAUUGCAGUACUUUACAUGUGUAAUUG
Messenger RNA from Liolophura sinensis, 7603 nucleotides. RefSeq lists its product as uncharacterized. The record is from RefSeq and is a predicted model, not a curated record. Gene Ontology annotation, molecular function: protein binding. NCBI's taxonomy places the organism in Eukaryota, Metazoa, Mollusca, Polyplacophora, Chitonida, Chitonidae.